AUGCCAUUUUCUUCUUGGUUCUCUUCUAUCAAGGCUUCGUCUGAGCCCGGCCAUGGCGACGAAGACGAGGAGGUCUACCAGCCGGAAAGUAUGUCCCCUGUGGACGCUCUAGACUUCGGUACGAUUGCGGACAGGGUGGAGGCGCUGCAGCAAGAACUCGCCUACGCAUAUGAUCUCUGCGAGCAAGCAAAUCUCCAAUUUGACAAGUACCGCAUCGAUGUCCGCGAACUCAAGGAGACUAUGGCGGCACUGCAAGUGGUCAAUGAAGAGCUUCAAUAUCAACUGGGCAAGGAGAAGGACAACAGUCUGAGAUAUCAGGCACAGAUUGAGCGGGAUCAGGUCAUGAUCAAGAGCCAGAGGAUGCUUGUGACGCAGCUUCAAGCCAGACUCAGCACGGAAACAUCGUCUUUGCGUGCUAUGACGAAACACGCUCGGACUCUUGAGCAGCGAAUGGUUGACACGCAGUUUGACCUCGAAUAUCUCAAGUGCACCACAAACGCAGAGCAACGGCUCAUCAAUCCCCCCAAUAUUCAGAACGAAGACGCCCCUCUUCCAGCGCAGCCAUUCGUUGUGGUCUUGGUGGACGGAGAUGCUUACAAGUGGAAUCCUGAUCUUUUUCUGCGGUCCAUGCAUGUUGCCAACUCCACCGGUGCAGAGCGAACCGAGCCUGGUGGUCUGGCGGCCACAAGGAUCAGAAACGAAGUCAUCAAAUACAUUUUGAAGCACACCGAGACGAUACCCAUCACAUCGAAGGUCAUCACCCGCGUUUUCUGCAACUAUGGUUAUGAAGGACAAUUCCUUGGCCGGCAACGAGCGGCAACUACGCAGGUGGCCUUGAGGGAUUUCGCCGUCCAGUUUACUGAGAAGAUGCCUCUUUUCGACUACUUCGACGCGGGCAGGGGCAAGGAGAGGGCCGACGACAAGAUCAGAGAAAACUUCCAUCUCUACCUGUCCACCCCGAACUGCCACGCCAUCUUUGUCGCCGCCUGUCUCGACAACGGAUUCGCUCGAAUGCUGGAGCAAUACUCAAACCACCCUCUCGCCUAUCAGAAGAUUGUGCUUGUGAAUCCCGGCCACAUGGCCUUUGAGAUCCAAAACUUGGGCUUCAAGCAAGUCAUGUGGUCCAAUGUCUUUGCUACCAUGGCCAUGUCGAAGCCACUGGCGAUGAAAUAUGAGAAGGGCCUGCAAAAGCAGCGAAGCCUCAAAGGUUUUAGCCCCUGUCUAAAUUGGGGUGCAAACACGGCCAGGGCGGCCAAAGGAUCUGCUGACGGAAGAGGCAGCCUUGACGUGGCCAGUUUUCUGCUCGAGCGAGUGCCGAUGUGGGACCUGAACGAAUCCAUGGCCAAAUAUGCCAGUGGAGUCGGGAUGAGAGUUCCACUCAGACAUGAUGGCGACGAGGUGCCUACCAGUCCUGUCAUGGAACAUGUCGAGCUCGAGGAGGAAGUUGAUUGA
Messenger RNA from Capronia coronata CBS 617.96, 1452 nucleotides. RefSeq lists its product as uncharacterized. The record is from RefSeq and is a predicted model, not a curated record. The transcript is spliced from 3 exons. Lineage: Eukaryota; Fungi; Ascomycota; Eurotiomycetes; Chaetothyriales; Herpotrichiellaceae. Bases 1 to 1452 code for a protein of 483 amino acids.